Molecule: messenger RNA, 969 nt
Organism: Lolium perenne
Lineage: Eukaryota; Viridiplantae; Streptophyta; Magnoliopsida; Poales; Poaceae
Source: RefSeq, a predicted model, not a curated record
AUGGCUGCGUUUGUCAUGUUGAUUUUGUACCCUGCGAGCUACCCCUGUGUAUUUCUAGGGCUCUUGCAUGCAAAUGUUCAUGAUUGCUACAUUCUCUGUGAUAAUUGCUACGCUGGUGAUGAUUUUCUUGAAGAUGGGAUUGGUCAUUGGGUUUCCAAGGAUCGUUUUGCUGCAAAGCGUCUGCAUGCUCUUGCUGCAGAGCUCGAUGAUCCGAAGAGACGUAUUAUUGAAGAGCAGAGUGCAUUUAGAGCAUUGUUGAAUGUAUCUCCAUUCAACAUUCCUAAUGCUCUAAUAGACUUUGUUGCCUCUCAUACUAGCCCUGGUUUGCGGGAGUUCAAGUUCCACAAGAAGAGGAUAGUUUUCACAAAAGAUAUGGUGAGGAAAGUUUUUGGAAUUCGAUGCGGCGACAGACUUGUUGUUCAGAAGAAAGGUGAGCAUCCUCAGCUGCGGCAGAUAUACAUAGAAGAAGGACAAUCAAGGCCUUUCAUCCAGCAUGCCGUUAAAUUGCUCAAGGCUUGUGAUGUUACGGAUGACCUCACCAUUAUCAGAACAUGGGAUCUUAUAUGUUUGGCUACGGUUAUUGCCCCUGGUAGCGCAAAUCUGAUUAGCCUUGACUAUUUGGACUGUAUGUUGGACCCUCGGAGGACUCACGAGUUUGCAUGGGAUGAACACUUGCUUGAGUUAGCAAUGCAGGAGGUUACAAAAAUCAAUAGCAAGACAGCAGAGGUAGUGGUACCAGGAAAUGCUAAGAAAAAUGAGUUUUGGAUCACUGGACCGUUCGCCCUUCUAGCUGUUGUCUACAUGGAUCACCUUGAUUUUCCACCAAAUCAACAUGUCAUUAACUACUCAAUUCCUAGAGUAUGUUUUGUGACCAGUAGUGAUUUCAAGUUUGUUGUCCAAAAUGAUGCUGAUAGGAAGAUCCUGAAUAAUAAGACUGUUUUUGGAAGGCGUCCGGUGAGUUACUCAUAG